CUUUCUUUCAACCAUCAUCCAUGGGGAGCUCACAUCUGCAAUUUUAUUAUUUGUUUUGAGGUUAGAUUUCCUUGAGCUGAAAUAAAAGUGAAAAUUUUCCUCUUUCCUGCCAGACCGAUCAGCAGCAGUCUAAAUUCUGUGGCGCAGUACACGGACAUCGAAAAGUGUCAUUUAACUAUACUAGAAAGCCGUGUAAAAGGUUUUGCGUACAGUUGUGCUUAUCGGUCGGCUUUGGGAACCCGAGUCGCAUCUCUACCAUCGGCGUAUUUUAAAUCAUUUCAUUUUGUUCGUGUUAAGAAAAACGUGAUAGAGGUGAAAAAUGGAACAGAUUAUUAAAAAUUUGCUGGUAGCUGACAACGAACUGAUACAACAGGCUAGCGCCGAGCUGAAGGAAGCCUUCAAGCACCCGGAGACCAUCACCCAGCUCUGUGAGCUCGUCGUCAGCAACAAGGAUGUCCAGGUGCGUCAGUACAGUGCAGUGCUGUUGAAAAAACAGCUCGGUAAACUGCGCCACUGGCAGCAAAUUCCUGCCGAACAGCAGGCUCUCAUUAAGCAGGGAAUGCUGGAGGCGAUCGUCAAGGAACCGGAGAAGCCCGUCCGUAACGCCAUUACCGCUUUCGUGGGUGUGCUGGUACGCCAUGAAGCGGCCAAGGAUGACGGCUGGAUGGGCGAGGUGCUCAAAUUCAUGCUGGACGGCACUAGCGCUAGUGAUUCUAAAAUGGCCGAAAUCGGUUCGGCUACUUUUUCCACACUGACCUACAUUUCGCCGGAUCAAUUUAUUCCACACUUUGAAACAAUCUGUCAGCUGUUUUCGUCGGCGCUGAUGGCAACGGAAGCAAGUGGAGACAUGGCUACUCCCGUAGUGUUUAACAUUCUACAGGGAAUGUCUCAUCUGGUUCCGUUCAUCACCGGUCAUCCCACGGCGGAAAAUACCUACCAGGCUUCGAUUCCGUACGUGGUGAAAGCACUCGUUGGGUUCGCACAAAAAGAUUCUUUCAAAUUCAUCGAAGCUUUCGAUAUCUUGGAAAACCUUGCCGACGAAUCAUCUCGUAUUCUCACUCCACAUUUAAAGUUGUUGAUUGAGUUUGGUUUAGAAGUGGGCCAGAAAGGCGAUUUGGAAGAUUCCGUCCGGGUGAAAGCCAUUACAUUCGUUGGAUGCCUCGUUAGGUUGAAAAAGAAAAUGAUCAUCAAGCAGAAACUGGUGGAACCGAUUGUCAUUGCGCUUUUCCAACUGAUGAGUGUUGCUCCCGAUCUGGAGGACGAGGAUGAGGAGUACUUUGGCAGCAACGAAAUUUCCACCCCAAGCACUUGUGCAGCUCAGUCGAUGGAUGUACUCGCUUUGCAUAUUCCUCCGAAACAGCUUAUUCCAACGUUGAUGGGUCUGCUAGAACCCGCUCUGCGUGGAAGCGAUCCGCUGGCGAAGAAAGCUUCCUAUCUAUCGAUUGCUGUGAUUGCGGAAGGAUGCUCGGAACACAUUUGCAACAAAUAUCUCAAACCGUUGCUUGAUGUUAUCAAAACCGGAAUCACCGAUCCCAAUCCAAUGAUUCGAAAUGCGGCGCUGUUCGCCCUCGGUCAGUUCUCCGAACAUCUUCAGCCUGAAAUCACUCAAUAUGCUGAGGAGAUUCUUCCCAUUCUGUUUGAGUUCCUGCAGCAGCUUUGUUUGCAAAUCCGUAGCGGCGGAAAGGAACCGCCGCAUAUUGACCGUGUGUUCUAUGCCCUGGAGACUUACUGUGAGAAUCUGGAGGAACAGCUGACACCUCAUCUGCCCAUUUUAAUGGAGCGUCUGUUUGAAUCGCUCGACGCACGUAACACGGUGCAUUUGAGGGAACUUUCACUGGCUGCCAUAGCCGCUACAGCCAAUGCUGCCAAAACGAAUAUGUUGCCAUACUUUCCUCGCCUAAUCGACAAUCUCAAGAUGUACCUGGUGAAAACGGACGAUGAAAACAUUUGCGCAUUGCGUCCCCAGGCCAUCGAUACAUUCGCCGCUUUGGUGAGAACUAUUGGAAAAGACAAUUUUCUCCCGCUGGCAGUCGAUACACUCAACUUGGGACUCACAAUGCUGGACGGAUGUGACGAUCCUGAUCUGAGACGAAGCUGCUACAAUCUGUUCGCCUCGAUGGCUUCAUCCAUUAAGGAAGACAUGGCUGGUUCGCUAACCAAAAUUGUUGAAUCCAUGCUCGAGAGUGUUAAGAGCACCGAAGGUAUUGUGCCUACAUUCAAAGACGACGGGGACGACGGUCUUGUGGUGCUGAACGGUGCCAACGAGGACGAAGAAGAUGACAAGGAGUACGACAUUGAGAAUUCAGACAAUGAAAACGAGGAUGACGAUGAUAUUGCGGGAUACAGUGUAGAGAACGCUUAUAUGGAUGAAAAGGAAGAGGCAAUACUGGCGCUGAUGGAGUUCGCAGAGCAUACCGGGCCGGCGUUUGCACCUUUCAUUCAAACUGCUUUUGAAGAAAUUUACAAACUCAUAAACUACCCGAACGAGGAUAUUCGCAAAGCUUCCAUCGAUGCGCUGAAGCAAUUUGCCAUUUCACUACACGAGCUAGGAAACACGGAAGGGGUGAGCCAAACCAUUCUCAUUCUGAUUCCUAAACUGAGCGAAAUCAUCCGUACCGAUGAGGAGCGAACAGUUGUGAUGUCAGCGCUGGACGGAUAUUGUGAUAUUAUGGAGAAGGUUGGUGCUGCGGCCCUGCAAGCGGAUGGUCAGAAGGACGCCAUCUUUGGUUGUAUCGUCGAUGUGCUUAACGGAAAGGUCGCAUGUCAAUUCGACGAGCCAAUUGACGAGGAACAGGAGGAAAGUGAAUACGACGAGGCCAUCAUUGAGUCUGCUGGCGAUAUACUGCCUAAAUUUGGUCGAGCUCUACCACCGGAAGAGUUUGCCGUGUACUUUGGGCGAAUUUGGCCAUACUUUAUCCAGAAAAUUGAAAAAACAAAGCAAAAGGACGAAACAACUGACUCACAGCGCGCAUUUGCGAUUGGCGUACUGUCCGAGUGUUUCAGCGGGUUGAAGCAAUUUACGACGAACUGGAUCGAUACACUGUUGCCAAUUUUCGUUCUGUGUGUGCAGGAUCGCAACAAUGAGGUACGAAACAAUGCAGUGUAUGGUAUUGGUGAAAUGGUCCUACAUGGAAACGAAUGCUCCUACAAGCACUAUCCUCAGAUAUUGACUUCCUUGUCCAGUGUGGUUUCCAAGGAACAACAUCCUGGUACUCUGGACAACAUUUGCGGAGCACUGGCCCGACUGAUUACCACAAACAGCAGCCUGGUUCCAAUGAAAGAGGUACUUCCAGUGUUCGUUCAAUAUCUACCACUACGUGAAGACUUCGAGGAAAACAUGGCCGUUUUCCGUAGCUUGGAUGUGAUAUAUCGACAAGGAAACGAUAACCUCAUACCGCUGUUGGGUCGCGUUCUAGUUGUAGGAUUACAAGUUUUGUACAAGAAGCAACACAACAAUGAUGAGUGUCGCGAUCUAAUCUUCAACUUCGUGAAACAAAUCAGUAAGGACUUUCCGGAACGUUUCGCCGAGGUGGUAGGUAGCGAUGCCGAGAUUGCCAACUUCGUCCAGACGCUUCCGCUUCAGUAGAAGUCGGCCCGGGUGCAUUUAAUGCGCAAACUGUUCGUAUCGUAUAUCGAUCCCUAUCUGCAAACAUGCGUGCGUCGUGUCGAGAAGCAAAGCGAUCAGAAUAAAUCGCUCAACGGCGCCACAACACGACUUGUAUUCGAGGAUCACAACUGAAUGAGCGAUAGAAAUAGAUGUUCCAUUGUAAGGGCCAAAACGGGGAAACUGAUAUAGGGGGAAAGCCGGACUCUCAUUUCUCGGCAGAUAUAUUUUACUCAACUCUAGAUAGGUUUCUAGAUCUUCGCAACAGAAACGGAAUAUUACUCGCUGUUCAGAUGCUUUACUAUUACUUUUAUUCCUAAAAUCAGUUACAGAUACUACAAUAUUAACAAUGACACGUUGAAGUUUAUUUAUCCUCUCUGAAUUUAGUUUAUUGUUAUUGCAUAUAAACGCAUCGUAUAGAAUAUGCAUAUAUAUCUACGCAUCGUAUGUUUUUACUGUUCUAUAUAACCCGAGCGCGGAUUCAUUACAAAACUAGACACACCGGCCAGCGCAUGCAGGAAAUACGAAAGUGAUUUACGAAACUAGAGCCUAAAUAUAUAGAAAAGGCAACCGAAGACACUAUUUUGUCUAUGUGCGAGAAACUCAUGCAAGUGGUUCGAAAACACACAAACACUCACAUACACACAUACAAAUGAGCGAUAGAAAAGAUAUUUUAUCGCGUACGCGAAUACAAUAAAAAAGGUAGACUAAAUGAAACAUUCACAGUAGGUCUAACAGUGAAUCGAAAUCAAUUAUUGUCAUUUACAAUAAAUAAAUCGUAUUUGAAAUUACAAAAGAAUAUUAUUGUAUCGUAUAGCAUGGAAUUAAAUGCAUUUUUUAUCUCAA
This is a messenger RNA of Toxorhynchites rutilus septentrionalis, 4450 nucleotides long. Its product is annotated as importin-4-like. Lineage: Eukaryota; Metazoa; Arthropoda; Insecta; Diptera; Culicidae. Gene Ontology annotation, biological process: protein import into nucleus. Gene Ontology annotation, cellular component: cytoplasm; nucleus. The transcript is spliced from 6 exons. The coding region runs from base 320 to 3586 and encodes 1088 amino acids. Gene Ontology annotation, molecular function: nuclear import signal receptor activity; small GTPase binding. The record is from RefSeq and is a predicted model, not a curated record.